Messenger RNA from Paramuricea clavata, 1077 nucleotides. The record is from the annotation of a GenBank genome assembly. NCBI's taxonomy places the organism in Eukaryota, Metazoa, Cnidaria, Anthozoa, Malacalcyonacea, Plexauridae.
GUACGACGUAGUAAUGUGUGGGAAGAUGCAAAGAUCAAGAUGAAAAAAUGUUCAAAUGAUGAACUGAAUAACCUCAUUAAAAUUCAGUUUGUUGGAGAACCCGCAGUGGAUCAAGGUGGCCCAAGAAAUGAAUUUUUCUCAUUAGUCCAUAAUGAAGUAUCUAAAUCAGGCAUGUUCAUUGGCAAGGAAAACAGAAAGUGCUUCAACCAUGAUAUUCUUGCCUUAGAACAAAGAAACUAUUAUAUAUAUGGGCAGUUAUGCUAUAUUGCAAUCCUGCAAGGUUCACCUUCUCCCUGUUUCUUUGCACCUUCAGUGGUAGAUUAUAUUGUUUAUGGCAAGACUGAAAAAGUUGAAACGUGCGUUGGAGAUGUGCCAAAUCAAAAAGUGAAGCAAAAGCUGGAAGAGUUGGAAAAAAUUGAGGAUCCUGAAGCAUCUUUCGAAUGUUCAUUUAAAUUUAAGGCUGGUUUUAGCAAGCCACUCAGCACGUUUCAAGAAAAAGACAAACUUUUUCAUGCAAUUGCAUUGCAUUAUACCCUGCUCUCCUCCUUGUCUGAAAUCAACCAAUUUAUGGAAGGGUUAAACGUUCAUGGCCUUCUUGACCAUCUGCGCCAACAUCCCCAACAAGCUCGGAAAUUGUUUCUCUAUAGUGAAAACCAACUUAAUGCUGAGCAGGUGGAUAACCUCUUUGUGCCAUCACUCUCUCCAAAAGGGAGUAACAAACGUGCUGCAGAAGAAUCAGUGUCCUUGAAUUUUACACGGUAUCUAGAGGAUGUGGAGGCUGGAGAUGUUACAUGCAAACUUGUUGAUUUCAAUAGUAAUGAAGAGUCUGAACUGCAAGUCACAUUACCAGCUCUCUUGCAGUUCAUCACUGGAAGUUCAUCUGUACCCGCACUUGGCUUUGUGGAUAAGCCACCAUUAAUCACAUUUCAGCAUGAUUCUUCAGGCCGAAAGCUUUCUGCCAACACCUGCGCCAAUACUUUGCGCCUUCCAGUUAACAACACCUUUCUGAACUAUGACAGCUUCAAAGUCGAGUUCACUUCCUGUAUGGCAGAAGCCCCAGGAUUCGGCAAUGUGUAG